Hevea brasiliensis (rubber tree) is the source of this 870-nucleotide messenger RNA. RefSeq names its product peptidyl-prolyl cis-trans isomerase CYP22. NCBI's taxonomy places the organism in Eukaryota, Viridiplantae, Streptophyta, Magnoliopsida, Malpighiales, Euphorbiaceae. Bases 65 to 646 code for a protein of 193 amino acids. The record is from RefSeq and is a predicted model, not a curated record. Gene Ontology annotation, biological process: protein folding; protein peptidyl-prolyl isomerization. The transcript is spliced from 7 exons. Gene Ontology annotation, molecular function: peptidyl-prolyl cis-trans isomerase activity. Gene Ontology annotation, cellular component: intracellular membrane-bounded organelle.
ACCUUUGUUAAAACGCAGAGAAGCUAGGCAAAAGGUAAGCAGAUACUCUGUGACUCUGAUUCUCAUGGCUUCGGGAGGCAACGCAGCUAUUGGUACAGGGAACGUGGAGUGGCAUGUGAGGCCUCCAAACCCUAAAAACCCAAUUGUUUUCUUCGAUAUUACCAUCGGCACCAUCCCUGCUGGUCGCAUCAAGAUGGAACUCUUCGCUGAUAUUGCCCCCAAAACCGCCGAAAAUUUCAGGCAGUUUUGCACCGGCGAGUACAGAAAAGCAGGAUUGCCUGUAGGUUAUAAAGGGUGCCAGUUCCAUAGGGUGAUUAAGGAUUUCAUGAUUCAAGCCGGUGAUUUUCUCAAGGGUGAUGGUAGUGGAUGUGUUUCGAUAUAUGGACACAAGUUUGAGGAUGAAAAUUUUGUUGCCAAACAUACUGGUCCUGGUCUACUGUCAAUGGCAAAUAGUGGAGCAAACACAAAUGGCUGUCAGUUCUUUAUCACUUGUGCAAAAUGUGACUGGCUCGACAAUAAGCAUGUUGUGUUUGGGAGGGUGCUUGGGGAUGGUCUUCUGGUCGUCCGGAAGAUUGAGAAUGUGGCUACUGGACCCAACAACCGGCCUAAAUUGGCAUGUAUUAUUGCUGAAUGUGGGGAAAUGUAGAAGUAAAAUUGAAGAGCAGAGCUUUCCAAGAUUUAUUGCAAACACUUGUAUAAGCUCUGUUAGAUCAACAUCAUCUUUUGCUUACAUUGUUGAUCCUUUUAGUGGGGAAUAUUCAUUCUCAAAAUGUUGGCAGGACCAAAAUACCUUGCAUGUGAUGGCAAUGUGAAAGUUUACAUUGCUUUAUGAACAGUUUAUAAAGUAUUAAAAUGAUUUGCUUGCUUAAA